Taeniopygia guttata (zebra finch) is the source of this 33985-nucleotide messenger RNA. It is a transcript of the gene ZBTB20, whose product is annotated as zinc finger and BTB domain containing 20. The record is from RefSeq and is a predicted model, not a curated record. Gene Ontology annotation, biological process: regulation of transcription by RNA polymerase II. NCBI's taxonomy places the organism in Eukaryota, Metazoa, Chordata, Aves, Passeriformes, Estrildidae. Gene Ontology annotation, molecular function: protein binding; DNA-binding transcription factor activity, RNA polymerase II-specific; RNA polymerase II cis-regulatory region sequence-specific DNA binding.
UUUUUUUUUUUUUUUUUUUUAAGGGAGGCUCUUCCACAAAAUAGGCCCGUAUAUUUGGAUUGCCUGAGAGAGUAAAAAUUUGGAGACCCUCUGAUUCCCUGAUUUGUUGACAUUUCCCUAUUGUCAACAAAUCUCUGAAAGAAACUGCCUUGGGAACAGAGAACAGCACAUUGUAGGUAAAAGGUGCUUUAGGAACCCAUCCUGACAUUCCAUAUGGUUGGGGCAGGAGGAGGGUGGGGGGGAGUGAGGGGAGGGCUGAUUCUGGUAAUCAGUGCAGUAAGGAAAAAACUUGUUUGUUUUGCCCCAGAAAAUCAAAUGGCAUAUUUGACAGAAACCACCCAGAUGCAAGUCAUGGUACCUUUCUCCCUUUAGCAUGCAGAGGUACUUACUGAGCACAGUGGUGCAAGUUAGGAAGGAUGCUUUACCAAAAGAUAAAGCAAGGAGUUGAUUUCUCUAACAAGGACUUUCCAGUCUCUUUCUCUAAUUUCUUACCUACUGAAUAAUAACCGUGUAUUCACCCUCUCCAACAUGCUGUGCUGGUUUACAUCUCUGAACAAAAAGCACAGACUCACAGCUGUUUAUGAAGACAAGCCAAUAAAUCUAGAGGAAUAUAUUUAUACAACUCAUCCUGAGAUUACAUAGUUAAAUUCCAUUUUUGCAAAUAGACAGAUCUCCUUUUUUGCAAAGGAACCAAGUUCCUCUCCGUGCCACCCAGAUCUGUUGAUUUGCCAUUAAUGUCAGCUCUUGUCAGCUGUACUGAGCACUACAAGUUGCAUUGCAGAAUACUUUAUAUACAUUAAAGGAGUAAGUACUCUGCCAUUUCUGUGUCCUGCUUUUGCCUGGCGUUGUGGUGCAUGUAGAAGCCAGAAAGUGAGGAGCAGUUCCACUGACUUUUCCGUUCAUAAAUCCUGCCCUUUGCCGAUGGUAAAUCCAGGUACAGUUCUCAUAAAGGUGUCUUCCAAUUCUGUAGCAACAUAUGGAGAGGUUAUCAUACAAAUGAGUCUGAAAACUUGUUGCAGCACUGAUUGCCUUUUCCAUAGCAAACAGCAAACUUUUUUCAACUGAUCAGACAGACUGAGGUUUCAGUUAUCGAUCCUUUGGCUAAAUCUCCCUGAUACAUGGAAUAAUUUAUAUGAAGGAAGAGCAAGCAAGAGGGUACCAUGCAAAACUAGAAAUCAUCAUCCUGUAUCUGAGUUAAAAUCUCUGAUAAAAAUCUCAGGAGGGGAGGGUGAUGUACAUUUUCUGGAGCUCCUCCUGGCCUUUUGCAUUUAUGUAGACUAUAAGUCAGCUCUUGGAUGAUAUUCAGGUAGAAAGCAGGAGGUCCUUGACUUCUGUAGCUUCCAGUAGAAGGGGACCAGCUAAGAGCAGGACUUAACAGUAGUGUUUUCUACAUUAGGCACUAUAGGAGAUUUGAGGAUCUCCGUAUCAGGAACACAUGCUAAUAAAAUAUGUGCCACAUAGUAAAAACUCACCUGGGUGAAAUGCUGCUCCUUCUGAUAUCAAUGGAAAUUUCCUUUUGACCAGGGGUUGCUAUGGCAGCAAGCAGUGGAAAUGAGAACAAGGACAUUUUGAUAUGUCUACACUGUGGAUUGCAAAUUAUGAUACCCGAGUUAGUUUUAAACAGUCUUGCAAGGAGUGGUCUAGUUAAGGCAGCCUGAAACACCACGUGGCCUAAUUUACCAUGCUAAGCAGUUUGCUUUCCUCUGUGUUCAGGGUAUAUUCAUGCCUGGGGUAGAGCAGAGGGGAAGAGGUAUUUGAGGAAAUGCCUCUUUUAUGGCAAUGGGAUAAGGAACAGACUGUGACAAGGAGUAGUCUAGGGAGGGAGGAAUAACAUGAGAGAAAGUAAGCUACAAAGCAAGAGGAGCAGCAGUGUGUGGAGUCAACUGAAUGGAAGCAAAUCCAACAGCAACAGAAGAUGUGCAGGUUUGGAGAGCCAGGAUCCAGAGUCUCUGCCCAUGGCAGCGUGCUUUGCUCUCCUCCUUGAAGGUGAGCUUAGGGCUUCUGUCUCUCAGCAAUUUCUUUGUCAGGAAGACGCUGUCAAGCCACUGAAUGAAGCGUCCUCACAGUUUUCCAGUGGUUGAUGCCCUCAUCAGCGCCGUUUUAGUCAGGCUGCUGCUGGCGCUGCCGGCUGAAGUGGCGGAGUCCUGCAUUACAGCUCCACAGGUGCCCACCCGCCUCAGCCUCACCAGCAACGUGGAACAGCUUCUAAGUUGACUUUUAAAGAAAACGCUGAGAAAUUAUACUGAAAAUGCAUUACUGUAAUGCUAAUGUUACUAAGUCAAAUACUUAAAAGUUAGGAAAUGCCACAGCUAAUGUUGUCUGUGCAGCCGUAGGGAGGGCCCCGUGUACCAUUACCAUAGCUUGUAAUUACAUGACUGCACACUCUUUCUUCAGUCAAUCCCUGCAUAAGGUGGUCAGGUCCUCUGCAUAUUUUAUUAGAAAUGAAGCCCAGAGCUGUUUUGCACUCUGUUGGAUUAUUACUUUGGUACUGACCCAUGAAAGAGACUUGUCUGUGUCACUGUUCUCUACAAAAUCUCAUCUGAAAAGGAGUUAAGGCUUUUGAUGGUGCUGUAUUUCUCUGAAAUCUCCUUUUCUGUUCUUCAGGACAUCUUACCUUCCAUAUUAUUCCUGAAAAAUGCAUAUUUUGGGGAGGCUGAGGAGAGAACUUCUAAAUAACCUCAUUAAGCCAAAUGUCCCAAAUCUUUCUGCAAUGCAUCCCUCUCCUAUUAACUAUUUAGGUCUUCUGAAAACUGUGCUGAGUCAACAGGCCCUAAUGGGGCUGGUAGGCAGAUGGGACACAGCCAGCCAGCAUGUAACAUUUAAAAAGGUGAAAAAGGGCAGGAACCUACCUUUUUCCAUAGCAGAAGUUGAUAGAAGAAAUGAAUAAUAGUGACAUCUCCCAUCAGCUCUCCAUUAAAAGCAAAACACAUAAAAGCUGGUGCCAGAUUUGCCUGGAGACCUAUGUCCAAAAAAUGAUAAAAUUAACAUAGAGACGUUGAUAGAACUUCUGUGUUUUGUUUCUUCCUUCCUUAUGCAUUUGUACCUAAAAUACAGAGUGAGGGGAGAAUCCCAGCUCUCCCUCUGAAAGGCCAGCAGUCAGCUGCAUUGUGAGUCCCUUCUCUACUUUCUUCCCAUGCUUUUGAAUGGCACUGGCAGGUUAGUCACGGCCAUUUAAAAGUUUAUAUACAGCAGAUGUUCACGGAGCUGAUCAGGAAUUUUGGAUUUGCUGGUUUGGCUGCAGCCCUGUACGAAAUACAGAAAAAGUAUUUGCAACAGAGAGGAUAUACCUGCCUUGUGCAAUAAAUUCAAAUACCUCCCUUGUUGCUGUUUGCUCAGGAGGGGACAUCUGAGUCCCUGAUAAGGGGACAUUCAGUGUCCUGAAACCCAAAGCGGGUCCCUUGCAUCUGACAAGGGAAAGUUCUGGCAGGGCAGGGGUGUGAUGUCCAGGGGCUGAACGUGCUGACAGCUCCCUCUUAGAGCAGGGUGUUAUCUGCUGCCUUCCUUCUCAGAGGGAAAGGCCAACUGGCCCACACCUUUUAAGAAGCAGACUUUGCACAAGUGUAAUAAAUCUCUGCCUUGCCUGCUAUACAGUGCUGCCACUGCACUGGGUAUCGCCAGCAACCAUCCAUUUGAACUGUACUUCAUUUUGCAGCCCAGGGUAGAAGAAAUAGAUUACUUUGCCACCUAUUUGAGGGGGUAAUUUCUCCACCUCCUUGGUGCCUGAGACUUGUCUUACCCCAAUACUCAGCACUGCCUUGUCAUGACAUCUCCGUCUGUACCCUGUCGGUGCUCAAUUUGUCUGUGUUUGUGCAGACAUGCAUGGCAAGGAUGUGCUCCCAGAGAUUGUGCAGUUCCAGAAUCAUAACAUUCUGGUGAUCCAUCAGGAAAAUUUGUCUGAAGGGCAGCAGGGUCUUGCUUUAAGCGAGCCAAGGUAGCAGGCAAUCCUGCACUCCCUUCCCAGCCCCGCAGGACAGGUAGUCUUUGAAGACUGUGGGAAGGUGCAGGUGUUUAUUUCAGCAAAGGCUGCAGUGAUGUGUAAAAAAGAGAGGGAAGGGAUCUCCCAGCUUUUUGGAGAUUGCCUCUGUAUAAUGCCAUUUGAAUCUUACUUUUUGUUUUGUGGUAAGUUUUAAUAGUUAUCCUUUGAGGAUUUUCCCUGCGAGCUUAUCUGAAUACACCAACAGUCUUUUUUGUAAUAUUCGCAUUUCCCCUUUGGUUCAGCCGAGCCCACUGACAGAUCAUUCAAAUUCAAUUGUUUUAUGUCUAAGCCGAACAGCUAAUUAAAGUAGGGAUGAUUAACCUGACUGGCAGUGUCGCUCUCUCUCCCUCGCUCUCUCGCUCCCUCCCUCCCUCCCUCCUGUUCCAAUCAGUCUUUUUCUCACACUCUCCCUCUCUCUCCCUCUCUCUCUCUCUCUCUCUCUCUGUCUUUUGCUCUACUGUGUGUGUGUGUGUGUGUGUGUGUGUUUUUUUUUUUCCUCUCUCCUAAACGUGGUCUGCUUGCUGAUGGCAGAAUGGCACUCGGAGAUUUGUGCAUUGUGUCUGGUUUCCUACGGGCAGGCUGACCCAGUGCCUCUAGGGACUUAUCAAUAGACCACUCAGAAGAGACAGAGACAGGAGAAAGGAGGGGUGGGGGGGGGAGAGAAAGAGAGAGGGAGAAAGAGAGAGAGAGAGAGAGAGAGAGAGAGAGAGAGAGAAUCAAUAUCAAGAAUAGAAGGAGCUCCGAAGCCAUUUUUUUUUUUAAAGAAGUAUCAGGACUUGGGAAGAGGGUGACAAAGAAGGUUUUUCAAAGAGGCAGUGGAGGAGGUUCUAAUAAAUUUGGAAGGAAACAGUUCCCUGUCUUGGGAAAAAAGGAGAACUCCUGGCUGAUUAGCAUUCACACCAGACACAGCCUCUCUCUGUUCCCUGCCCCAAUGAACGUCUGCACUAGGUCCAAGGCUUGGAGUAAUUUACCUGAAGAGUGAUACCGUUUGGAAACCACUGAAGAAACCCAAGACAGCUGAAAACCAGAAGGCGUCUGAGGAGAAUGAGAUUACUCAGACGGGUGCAUGCAGCGCCAAGUCGGGCCUUCCCUGCCUGAACCUUGAAGCUGUUCCUUCUCUGAGCCCGGCCCUCAUCCACUCUCCACAUUCGCCAACAAACCUGCACACACACACAGGGUCAUCUGAUUGUAACAUCAGUUGCAAGGGGAUGACAGAGCGCAUUCAUAGCAUCAACCUUCACAACUUCAGCAAUUCUGUGCUCGAGACCCUCAACGAGCAGCGCAACCGUGGCCACUUCUGUGACGUGACGGUCCGCAUCCACGGGAGCAUGCUGCGCGCCCACCGCUGCGUGCUGGCGGCUGGCAGCCCCUUCUUCCAGGACAAGCUGCUGCUGGGCUACAGUGACAUCGAGAUCCCCUCAGUGGUGUCGGUCCAGUCUGUGCAAAAGCUCAUUGACUUCAUGUACAGCGGGGUGCUGCGGGUCUCCCAGUCAGAGGCCCUCCAAAUCCUCACAGCCGCCAGCAUCCUGCAGAUCAAGACUGUGAUUGAUGAGUGCACAAGGAUUGUCUCACAAAAUGUUGGAGACGUCUACCCAGUGAUUCAGGAUUCUGGCCAAGAGACACCCAGGGGAACACCUGAAUCGGGCACCUCGGGGCAGAGCACCGACACAGAGUCUGGCUACCUGCAGAGCCAUUCACAGCACAGUGUGGACAGGAUCUAUUCAGCCCUCUAUGCCUGUUCCAUGCAAAAUGGCAGUGGGGAGCGCUCCUUUUACAGUGGAGCUGUAGUCAGCCACCAUGAGACAGCCCUGGGACUCCCCAGGGACCAUCACAUAGAAGACCCCAGCUGGAUUACCCGGAUCCAUGAACGGUCGCAGCAGAUGGAGCGGUACCUCUCCACCACUCCAGAGACCACACACUGCCGGAAGCAGCCACGCCCUGUCCGAAUUCAAACUCUGAUGGGCAACAUCCAUAUUAAACAGGAGAUGGAGGAUGACUAUGACUACUAUGGGCAACAGAGGGUGCAGAUCCUUGAGCGCAAUGAGUCUGAGGAAUGCACUGAGGACACUGACCAAGCAGAAGGCACUGAGAGUGAGCCCAAAGGGGAGAGUUUUGACUCAGGUGUCAGUUCCUCCAUUGGCACUGAGCCUGAUUCCAUGGAGCAGCAGUUUAUGGCUGGUCUGGGCCGGGAUGGGCAGCAAGAACCUACUCAAGCAGAUCAAAAUGAUGUCCCUGCUGAUGGCACUCAGCCACAGCAGCAGCAGCAACAUGUAGAUGCCAACUCUUCCUCACCAGAGAGAAGCAAUGACGUUGAAAUGGACAGCAAAGUGCUCACAGUCAAUAACAGCACCGAAAAGGGGGCUUUGCAGCCUUCUGUCAACACAUCUGUUGCCCAGCCAUUGCCAACCACACAGAUCUACUUACGCCAGACAGAAACCCUCACCAGCAAUCUGAGGAUGCCACUGACUCUGACCAGCAACACUCAGGUCAUUGGCACAGCUGGCAACACCUACCUGCCUGCCCUUUUCACCACACAGUCUGCUGGCAGUGGCCCUAAGCCUUUUCUCUUCAGCCUGCCCCAGCCUUUAGCUGGCCAACAGACACAGUUUGUGACAGUGUCCCAGCCCGGCCUGUCAACCUUUACUGCCCAGCUGCCAGCCCCACAGCCCUUGGCCCCAUCUGCGGGCCACAGCACAGCAGGUGGGCAAGGCGAAAAAAAGCCUUACGAGUGCACUCUCUGUAACAAGACUUUCACCGCCAAACAGAACUACGUCAAGCACAUGUUUGUACACACAGGUGAGAAACCACACCAAUGCAGCAUCUGUUGGCGCUCCUUCUCUCUAAAGGAUUACCUAAUCAAACACAUGGUGACACACACUGGCGUGAGGGCCUACCAGUGCAGUAUCUGCAACAAGCGCUUCACCCAGAAGAGCUCCCUUAAUGUGCACAUGCGUCUCCACCGUGGGGAGAAGUCCUAUGAGUGCUACAUCUGCAAGAAGAAGUUCUCCCACAAGACCCUGCUGGAGAGGCAUGUGGCUCUGCACAGUGCCACCAACGGCACGCCUGGAGCCACCAGCACCGGCACGAGGGCUGUCCCUGCCGGCGUGGUGGCCUGCACGGAGGGGACCACGUACGUCUGCUCUGUCUGUCCAGCUAAGUUUGACCAAAUAGAGCAUUUCAACGACCACAUGAGGAUGCAUGUGUCAGACGGAUAAGUAGAAUCUCUCUCUCUCUCUUUGUUAUGAACAACAAAAAUAGAAACAACAAAAAAAGCUAUGGCACUAGAAUUUAAGAAAUUAUUUUUGUUUCAUUUUUACCUUUAUUUUCCUCCUUUUUUUGGGUUCAUUUCAUUUUGUUGGUUUUUGUACUACAUGAAGAACUGUUUUUUGCCUGCUGGUACAUUACAUUUCCGGAGACUGGGUGAAUAAUAAUUUUCCCAAUCUCCCUCGGAUGGUGGCCUUAAGGCCAGGUAGUGCUUCAUGAGCUCCACUGGUUGGAUCUCUAGCUACUGGCCUCUAAAUACAACCCUUCUUUACUACAAAAAGCAAACAACAAAAAAAAAAAAACACAAAAAAAUUAAAAAAAAACAGACAAAAAUAAUAAAAAAAAAUCUUUUUUCUCACUUGUGAAGAGCACUACAAAUAAAGAAACAAAGCAAAAUAUAUUACAAAUCUACAAGGCCUACUGUCGUUUAAAGUACACCGCUUGCAGUGUUUCAAUGGACAUGAUUCACAUUGCUGACCGCUUUUGGACUUCACAGUAUCCAGUUAGAACUGUGGAAUAUUUUGCUUCUGGUUGAGCAGCAACCAGAGGAAACAAGGCCCUGCUGGUUUCCACCACGUGUCUGCUUUCUCACACACACAUGCAUCCACAAACACACAAAAAGGGCUGAGGGGAAUGCGAGGCAGUGUGGCUUGGAUAGUGUGGAGUCCCUGCAGGGCGAGGAAAAAGAAUCAGAGGUUCCUCACCUGGAUUCUGCUCCAUCCCACGCUGUCCGGCGCACCCUCCCCGCUGCUUUUCUCAUACCACCACCACCUUAUAGCAGAAACCAAGAAGAUACAGACAACGAGCAACGGUGGCUUUUUUGUAAUUUAUUCAGUGUCUUCGCUGAGCACAGGGCCUCAGCACAAUCAAGAGGGACUUUCACAGAAGGCAAAGAGAAACACAGAGGAAAAUCAAAAAUAUCAGAGGUUGCAACCUAUGGAUCUAGGUACAAGAGAAGGGUUAGUUCCCACAAUCUUUGCAAAAAAAAAAAAAAAAGUUGCAUCAGGAUUUAUUCUUGUGGAAGAAAGAGAAUAGAGGGUGGGAGGGGAGGGGAAUAAUAAUUAAAAAAAAGAGUUGUUGGGUCUUUUUUAAUUCAAAAUUUUAUAGAGGGGCAAAAGUGACGUUUACCAGAUAGAAUGCUGAUUUUUUUAAUAUAUUUACAACAGUAUUUGUGUAAAAAAACAAAAAAGUGAGAUUGUUAAAAGUAAUUUUUCUUUGUUUUCUUUUUUGUUUCGCAUACACUGCCACUAAUAUCUUCUCUUUUAUUAUAUAUAUGAAUAUAUAUAUAAAUAUAUAUUUUAUUUUAAAUUGAGACUGUUAAGGUUAGCUAACCUGCUUCCAGAUAGAGGGGGGGAGGGGAAAUAAUCUUGAUUUUUAUUUUAAAAAAGAGGAAGGAUGUUUUCUUAAUUUUCUCUUCUAGUAUUAUUCUCUCUGUUUUCUAAUGGAAUCAAGAAUUACCUGGGUCGAUGAGGGGCUCUGUGAAGUCAUCUGUGAGAUUAUCUACUAGUGUUUGUGCAUCCUGCAGUAUCAUUUGAACUGCUACUUUGUUUUUCUGAAUUACACGGUUCUCUUUUUGGCCCUUACCAAGCUUCUGUUGUUUUCUUUUUGGUUCCAUCUCAGAAUUUAUUUCUGCUGAAGGACAUUUCCUUUUGAGAAAGAGAUUUUUCUAGUAAUGUUCCCUUGUAUUUGGGGAUGAUAUAAACUGUAGUCUUUCUUCUUUGAAAAAGUAAUGACAGUUUUGAAGUGUGUAAAUUUCCCUUCUUUUUGGUCACUGGACAAGAAUUAAUCUGCUGUAUUGUUCUCUCAUCCCUGCCUUGCUCGCUAGAGAGCUUCCAUAUUUUUGUGGGAAUCUGAUCCUGCCCCCGAUAAUUUGUGCUGAUGCCAAAACAACUUAAAACAUUACCAUUGCAAAUAAUCUUCCCUUCAUUUGCAAAAAGUCUGACUGAAGGGCCACAUCCCACAUUCUCUGCAUAGACAAAGCUAUGAAAGGAAUGUAGGAUCAGUGUGAAAGAUUGAUUCCUAAUCUGCAUAUAUAUGUUGGUGGUUUGUAUUUUGUUUUAUUGUGUUUGGACUGGUGUUCUCCCUAGUUGUCUUCUGUGUAUCUGUGUAAGAAUUUUUCCCCCAAAGCCAAUUCCCAAAGUACGUGGGUCCUUAGUUCAGUUGGAUCAGUGUUUGACACUAUCUUUGUCUUGCUUGAAAUCCAUGUGAGGACUUACACCAACUGCACUCUGGACUUCAUAUUUUAGGCAGAGAAGAAGCACCUAACAAAAAUAUGCAAAAAGGAAAAAAAGAAAAAAUGCUAGUUUAGCUUUUACUUGUGUCUAUAUUUAAAUUAAGCUUUCUUAAGUUUACAAAACUUUUUGCUUGUGAACACUGAGCAUUUCACAUGAGACAUUCUUUUAUGCUGGACAACUUUCUGCGUAUUGACUUUGUAGAUCUCCAUAUACAAUUUUGUGUGUUCUUUACACCUGCAGCUUCUCUAUCAGAUGCCUGUGAUUCAGUACAGGUAACUUCAUCCAUAUGUUCUGUGCCUGUUCCAUUGCCAUUUAUUUGGGGGAAAAAACCUGACAGGUGGUUCGGUCUCAGCAUCUUCCGGUACCCUGCAAGGUACUGUUCAGCAGAUCCUAAAUGCUGAAGCCCAGAUUCUUGGCGGCAAUAUGCAGCAUAGAGAGACCUUGAGGUGAGUGCCAGAGCAAUUCAAUCUUUUAUAUGGUAAUGUCUUUCUUUGUUACCAGUUUGUUUGGGUAGUUCAAGGGGCUGGAGAAGGAGCACAAGUUUGUUAACAAAUAUUGUUCUAAUAACCUCACUGGUAAAAGCAAUGCUGCCAUGUAAAUCAAGAUGUGAAAGACACAGAGAGGGAAAACUAGAGCCUAGACAAAACGUUGAAGGUUUUUCUUUGGGGAAAGGAGUAUUUUUUUCUGAGCUCUUUGGUGUCAAAGAAUAUUCUGUCAUAUGAGGAACUAGUGAAGAAUUUUACCCAGCUUACAGAUAUGUAGCUGCUCAUUUGUCAUCUGAGGUCUGGGGAAAAGCUGUUUAAUUUGCCGUUGUAAACCUGGUGAACUGUAGUCAAGAUGUAGCAUAUUCUGGAAUGUACUUCUGAUACCAGAAGAGAUAUGCCAGUAAACACGAAAUAAGAAUCAGGGUCUACAUCCACCAAAAUCCAAAUACUAUCCAAAUUUUAAUCCUUCCGUUUUCAUCCUUCCCUAAAUCAAAGCAUUAUCUUUGAAAUGCCAGUUUUUAUGAAGUCUAAUGAAUUUGAAGUGAAUUAAAGAUAAGUUGUGAAUGAAUGAAUGAAUGAAUGAAUGAAUGAAUGAAUGAAUGAAUGAAUGAAUGAUGCCAAUUUAAAAAAAAUAAACGUAGUUCUUAACGUAAAGUUAAGGCAUACUAGAUUGAAUUCUAAAACACUUGUCAAAGAAUUUAGGCCUAGGUUUUCACAAAUGCCUGUCUGUAAUAUAAACUGAUUUGCUGGACUUCCAGACUUGAUCUUGUAAAACAUGGAGGAACUUGGAGCAUGACUGCAAAUGUGGCUGAAAGUGCUUGUCAGGUCAUUCUGAAUUUAGAAGCUCAAAUAUAGUCCCCUUUAUCUUUUGAAGUGUUAAAUUCUUUUUGGCAGUUCUUCCUCCCAUCUUUGAAAUAUUUAGUUGCUACUUGUAAACAACUAUAAAAUCUGAAUGUUACAGGUAUAUUCAAGCUUCAUAUAUUGCUACUAUAUGCCUUUGCAAGAAGAAUAGCAGUCACAGUGAUCUGGAAACUACUGCUGACAAUGUUUGAGCGAAUCUAUCUCAGUAUGCUUGAAAGGCUUCCUUCAAAACACCUGAUGAAAUGAUACAGAUGAGAAAAUGCAGACUGUAGCACACAUCCUUUUGUUGAAGCAUGCAGUAUCCUGCAUUCCUUGAGCUUGAUUCUCACUUUUGCUAAAGCUCUCUUUAUAUUGCUUUGGUAAUGGAAAAGGCCAUUAAAUAGAACAUAAAUUCAAGCUUACAAGUCAAGGUCUCUCUGCAAGGCAAAAAUGCAAUAAAGGAAGCCUUAGAGUGAAUGAGAAGUGCCUUCUCUUACUGCUGUUGAGGCUGGUGAAGUGAAUUGGAAAUGCAGGACUGGCCAGAGCAGAUCUCCCCUAUGGUCCAUCUUACCCAAUACUACAUCUCUGCCGUUUGGCAAGCUAGAGAUUAUUUGAAUGAAGAUGAAAGGCCUAUGUUGGAUUAUUACAAAGCAAUAAGCCUAAGGGAGAACAUUUAUUAUAUAAUCCUCGUUAGCUAUUUCUACAUAUAAAAUACAUAUAAAUGUAUUUGCCUAUAACCUAAAGGCAUAAUAAUUUAUGACUUUAUCUUUUUAUCCCAUAUAAAAAUUAUAUAUUGUGGCAGAUAAUUCUCAUUGUUCUUCAAAGAUCUAGCUUAUUCAUUUUUAGGUGGCCUCCAUGCUGUCCUGUGGGAGUUCCUCCGGUUAAUUACCACUUUGUUUAAAUUAUUCUCUUUCAAAUUUAUUUUGUUGUUCAUUGAAACACCCUUAUUCUUGUACUAUGUGAAAUCACAAAUGAGAGAACCAAAAUUUAACUUCUCUUGCCUAUUUCACGGAGGUCUGCCUCUCUCUGGGAAGCUGAAUCCACAAGGAAUGCAGGACCACAAGCUCAGUGUCUGUUGAUUAGCAAGGAGAGGACAGCUCCUGAGUGUGUCCGUGUGUGUCUGGGGUGUGUGCAUUUGCUUUUGCUAUUAGCGAGGUUCUCCUAUAGUGAUCUCUUGCAGGUUACUUGCAGGCAUGACUCAUAAAUAAUGGAAACCUAGAAGCACAGUAACCAGUCUGUAAAUUGUAAUAUGAUAUUUCAGUCUGGUCCCUCCUCUCAUAAAGUCCAUAUUAAUAGUCUCUCUUAAGGGAAAUGGGUGUAGGUGUUUUGUAGGAACUGCUCUGAAGACACUUUCUCAACAUCUAUCAUGCUUCUACUAGGCUGACUUCUGCCCCAUGUUGUUGCCUUCAAAAGCAGCUCAAGUUCCCAGUAAGGUAACAGGGGAGAGUGGCAUUUAAUUGACUUUCUAAGUGAAUGAGACUUCCCUUUGCUCUGAGAUCAAAGAGCCCAAGUGGAGUCCAUUUUUCUUCUUUCAAUUUCUUUUUCAUCCAAAGGAGAGCUGAGUAAUAACACACAUACCAUCAGCACCCCUCUUCUUAUCAGCCCCACUGACUGAGUUCAGUCAGCCUUGAGCUACUUGAUUAAUGCUGGAUCACCAACAUGGUGGAGGAAUGAGUCGCUAGCCUUUAGUGAGUAUUGUCCCAACAUCUCCUGUCUCCCUUAGUAGUGAAAAGUAGUCCCAAAGGGAGAAGGUACAAGACAUACUCUUUGCAGGGGUGUUGAGUCCAGUCAAAAAUCAGAAGCACCCAAACCAUUUCAAACACAACCAGAAUGUCAUAGAUCUAUGACCCUCUUGACAGUCCUACGCUAAGGAAAUCCUCCAGCUCUCUCAAAGGAAAAGAUAGCAUGAGCCUGGAAAAGAGAAGGGUCCAGAUAGACCAUUGAGAACCUGACAAGAAGGCUGGAGAGGGACCUUUCACAAGGGUAUGUAGUGAUAGCACUGGGAGGAAUGGCCUUAAGCUGACAAACUGUAGGCUUAGAUUAGAUAUUAGAAAGAAAUUCUUUAUUAUAAGGCUGGUGAGAUACUGAAACAGGUUGCCCAGAGAAGGCUGUAGGUGUUCAGGAUCAGGCUGGAUGGGGCUCUAAAUAACAUGGUCUAGUGGGAGAUCCACUGCAGAUGGUGGGGGGGAUUGGAACUAGAAGAUCUUUAAAGACUCUUACAACCCAAACCAUUCUAUAUUGCUAUGAUAAUAUCAAAUUAGCAUCUAGUGGUUGUUCUGCCAAGAAGAACUAGGCCUUGAUAAUUAAAAUAACCCCUUUUAAUUCAGCAUCCAGGUCCUCUGAGCCACUGGAAUAAAUGUGAUAGGAAAGAGUCAGCAGGUAGGCUAACUGAAGCAGUAUCUGAUCAGCCUGAAGCAAAAUAGCUGCUUUUCACAUUCCCUGAUUUGUUCUCAUACUGGCUGUGAAAAUUCAUGAAGGAGGUAUAAAGUGAUGAGAACUUGGCCCUAAGAGGUUUUGAGCCUCCUCCUCUCAGAAGGUUUGUCUUCAUCUGACCACUAAACAAUCAUAAUUCUGCUGAAGAAAGGUUUGUGAGGGAACCUACAGAUAACACAUUAAGUCUGGAAUCUUGAGAUUGUAAAUGCAUUGAACAACUUGCCAGCAUUUGACAGUCCUGCUGACAGAAACCAAAUGCAGGUUGAAAGGCCUUGCAGAGGGUCAGGUGCUGAAAAUGCAAGUGUCUGCAGCAGGUGAGUUAGACAGGCAAGUGUAUGGAGGUGGCCUGAUGCUGGAUACACGUCCACGAGGGCUGGUUCUGUCCAUGCCAAGUCAGUGUUCUUGCUGCUGUUCACCUUAUUUGUCAUGCAAGAAGUAAUAAGCUCUCUGCUAGUUUCCUUUAAAGCUACUUAGUGAUCCAGUUCAUUGCAGCCAGAGCAAAGGAGCCUCCAUAUUUUCACAGAUCACUAAGAUGGAAAAUAUAGAGGGAGUUUUAGGUAUGUGCAUAUUCUUCAAACUGACAAAACAAAAAUGUGGGUUAUGCCUUCUCUAGCAUAAAACAGAGAAAUUUGGUCCACAAGGGACACAACCUGUUUGAAAAAGAGGAACACUUAACUCUCUUAGACCUAUUGUUAUGAGGCAACACAAGGGGGAAUUUUUGUUUUGUUUUGCUAAGAACAUAUGUAAAUGAGAAACAAGAUGUUUAUAGUGUAUAUCCAUCUAAUUAUUCCCAGUGCUGAUAACUAAUCAAUUAUAUUAGUGCCUCUAAGAAUAGAGAAAAUAUUAUGCAUUCAGUGUUGUUAUUUCUGCCCCCCCUCUGCUAUAGAUCAGGAGUACCUAAGGUGAAAAGAGCAGAGUUACACAAAUGAGAAAUUCUGGUGAACAAAAGAAUUACUUCCCUGUGUAGGUGUGCCAGCAUCUGGACAAAUAUCCUCUCUGAGUUAGAAAGGAUAUCUAACUACAUAUCUAACAGGAUACUGUUAGAUAAUUUUAAUUUGAAAAUUAUAUUUCUAGUGAAAAAAAUGCAAAGUUAAAUAUUAAUCCAUAUUUUUUCAUUAUAUAUUUAGCAGUGUUGCUGAUCUUUUUUAUUUUAGCCUCUGCAGUAGUGUUUGACUCACAGGUAUUAAGAGAGAGUCCAAGACAGGAGAAGCAGAGAUUGCAAAUGUACUGUGAAUAAGAUUGAAAAGUAAAUUGAACUCAUAAUAUGCUUUAAUUCACUAUUCAUGCUGCAACUAAAGAGUUUCUAGGUUUAUUUUAAAAUUAAAAGGAGUCAAAUAUAUUCUACACUUCAUUCCAGCAAAGUCAUAUCAGGAGAAAAGUAAAUAAUGUUUUUUAAAUGCCAAUUUCCCCUAGAAUUGUUAAUUAAUAGCUUUUAAAAUAAAAGGGGCCAGUUCAAGAUAAGCAGAACUCUGAUGCUCUAACACAAUCCUUAAUGUUACACAUGAUCAUAGUUUCCACUCCCAGACCUAUGAGAACUCCACUGACUUUCCCCAAAGUCAGUGAACUGAGAUUUUUGUGCACAGCCACAUAUGCCCAAAGAAAAACUUCAUUUUUCCCUUCGGUAAAGGAGAGUAGCACUGAGGUAAGCAAACCAAUCAUAGAACCAUAGAAUCAUUAAUGUUGGAAAAGGCCACUGAGAUCAAGUCAAAUCAUUAAACCAGCUCUGCUAAGCCUACCACUCAACCAUGUCCCCAAGUGCCACAUCCAUGCAUGUUUUGAACACUUCCAGGGCAGUGAUUCCACCACUUCCUUGGGCAGCCUGCUUCAAUUUUGCCUUCUUUUUAGUCAAGAAUUUUUUCCUAAUAUCUAAUCUGACCCCCUCCCCGAUACAACUUCUGGCCACAUCCUCUCAUGCUAUCACUUGUUACCUGGGAGUAGAGACUAAUCCUCACCUAGCUACAAUCUCCUUUCAGGUAGUUUUAGAGAGUGAUUGAAGUUCCCCUUCAACCCCCUUUUUCCCAGAUCCCUCUGUGGAGCCUGCUAAAUACUGUGUUAACUGUAUUUUAACACCCCAAUUUAGACAUUUGUCCUCAACUAUUUUUCAAAAAGCAAAGAACAUUAAGAUAUUUCUUUGGGAAGUAAAUACACUACAGCCUUGAAUACACUACAGCUUCACAGACAAUUGAUUUAAAACAGAAAUAUAUCUGAGCACUAUGAAGUGUGUUUAUGUUUGGUAUCUGUAGCAAAGUUGUACUUUUCUUACAAAAUAUAUCAUGUUUUUCUCUUUGAAAGAGUAGGGAAGAAGGAAUGUUAGUGAGCCAUAGCAGUCUCUUCAUACUGGAUGGUGCUUUUCUGCUGUUUCUUACCUUCAGUUACAGCUCCCAAGUUUAUUCCUUUUCCAAUGUGAUCUACUUUUGAUUGGUUGGUUGCCAUCUGCUCCCUGUAAAACUCUGGAGGGAAAAUACUCUUCCUAAAUCAAAUUAAUAAUAUGGGGGCAUGGCUAUGUGGUUUGACUCCAGCCUCUCCAAUGCCAGUGAAAUUCAUGAGAGAAUCCAGUGAAAAGUUACUUUCAAGGGACAAAUUCUGUUCUGAAUUUCUAUCAGUGCAACCUGGAUUGGCACUUUCGGGAUUGCACGCAUUUCACUGCAGAUAAAUAUAGCCCCUUUGGUUAGUUUAGCUUGAUUCUUUUUAAGAAAAGUAUGUUCUAAAAAUAUCCUUUUGCUGCACCAUUACACAAACAAAAGAACUACCAAUAUCCCAUCACAUGUGAGAAGUUCUACCCAGUUCAGCCCAAGGGGGCAUUAUUGUUUUCACUCCUCAUGCAAACUUUAUUAGCACUUGAGCCCUCUUUGAGCUGUGAAAUUUCCUUCACAGCCAUGCAGCCAUGCCCCAAGCAUCCCUCUUAUAAAUGCUCUCUGUCACGUUGGGCUUAGGUAUUACAGUAACACUAUAUAUGCUUUCAUGAGUUCCCCACUGGAGGCGUCCCUGCUGGAAAAUCUUGUACCAGUGUAAUAAAGCAUUGCUUGCUUUAGGUAUUUUCCAGACAGACCUGCAGGCUUCUGCAGUGUUCGGUCUGUCUACUACUGACUUGUUGGUGAUUUUUUUGCCAAGUUCACAGGGGCACUCAAGGAAUGUGCAGAGCUCAGUUAGGUACUUGUGCUCAACUGUCUGAUUCUGCAGUGUCCUGUUCCUACAAAACAGGCAGGUAUCUUUCUGAGAUCAUUUUCCUACAAAAUGGGCAGAUACAUUUCUGAGAUCUAGAUGUUAAUUGGGAACCUCUUCUAUUUCACUUUGCUGCUUCUCUUUCUGCCACCUGGAUAUUGCCAUUUUCUUCAUUAAACCAUAUAAAGCCUCCUAGAAGUUCAGCCCUCAUGUUGAAGAUAUACUUGAUUAAAGAGGAUCAUCGCAUUCAAGAAACAGGAUUAUAUUCACCCAACUGCCCAGAUUUCUUUUAAUUUUUCCCAUUUAGUCCUUUACUUUCAUUUGUCACAUAGGCUGUUGGUACCUAUGGGAUCUUUGAGUAAAAUCACAUUAUAUUGCCUGUGGGUGCGUGUCUGUGUGUGUGUAUGUGCAUGUGCAGGGAAAGCCAAACACUUCUUCCUGGCUUUACAGAGAGCUUGCUAAUUGAGUGUGUGGACAUGCAUGGUUUUGAUGCAGGGAAGGCUUUAGACGAAACAAGGAUUACAGAAUUAACUGUGGAGCAUUGGCACAUGACUCUAAUGAAAAGCAAGUAUACUACUCAUACACUAUAUAUGCACACAUAUAUUCAAAAAAAGCAUUCUGUUAGCCAGAUGCUCUUAGUUGGAUGUUUGCCCAAAUAGGAUGAAAAUGUGACACCCAAAUUUGGUCCAGGAUAUUUUUGUGAGCACCCAUUCUGAAGGGAAGGCUGAAGUGUGCCUCCCAGAGCCUUAUGUUGUCAUUCUGCCACAAAAUAAAUAAAACAGUCCAUCUCAGCAGGCUUCACUAGCAGAGAGAGGCAUCCACGGGGGAUGGCAGCCCUGGAACAAUACUGUUGAGUUCAGUCACUCAUUUCCAUUGAAUUUCAACAUGUUUACCUGACAAAGGAAUAAAAUCCAAAGCAAAAUAACCUGCCUGUUUGCUCUCUUAAAAAUAACAGUAAAAAAUUAUCAAGCCUUUAAAUAGUUAGCAGCACAAUAUAUUGAUAGGGUCUAAAAUAUUCCAGGUCUGGAGUCUCUAGUUUCCAAAGCAUCGUGUCAAACAGCUCUUUCCCCACCUCAGGUACUCUGAAACAUAUUGAUUGAGUAAUCCAUUCCAAAUGUGCAGUCAAUAACAAAUAACAAGUAACAUUCUCUCCCUUGGUCUUUGCCAAAAUCUCUUCAGGAUCAUGGUUAGUGGGUAUUAUCUGAAUAUCAGUAGAUAUUCAGGAGGAGAAGAAAUUGGUCAGUAAGAUCAUUCAACAUAUAAUCCAUGAGAGCUGCAGAAUUUCUAGAACUCAUUUUGCACCCAUUUAGUUAGUGGGUUGAAUAUGUUUAACUACAGCUGCCUAUUUUGGUAUAUGCUAGCCCUGAAAGCAGCAUUUUAUUCUUUUAAGUCUUUUGCCAGACUAGGGGAUUUUCCUUGUUCCAGAAAGGGUAAUUAAAGAUUUAGUGGGCUACCUUUUUUCUUUCAUUUUCAGUCAUAAAAAUGUGAGUAAAUAUUCUUCUUAGACUGGUGGCAUGUCCCUUCCCCUUUUGAAUAAGACAAUAAUGCAACAGUUUUGGCUGGUUGAUUUUUGGGUGAGAUUUUUAUUUUGGUUUGGGGUUUUCCUUUGGUUAAAUGUACAUUGUCUCUUUAUAGUCCAAAUGUCUGUGACUGUAACAGUAUGUAUUUCUUUUACUGGAGAAAAUAGACUUUUUGGUUUUUGUUAACAGUACUAGUGACUUUGUGGAAAAUGACAAGUUGCUAUUUAGAUCUGCUUAGUUAAGUACAGUACACUACAAUACAGUAUUUCUGAAAGCUAGAACAUACAGUACACAAUAUAUAUAGCAAUUCUAUAUCAAUAUAUAUACAUAGUAUAAUCAUUUAACUUUUGCAUCUGCCUACGAUCAUAGAAAAAUAAUUUUUCACAUUUAUCAUUCACAACCCAAUCAACUGCUGCAGCUAUUUGAAGCAUUUACCAAUAAUUAUUACAGCUCUAUUGUGUUGUUUCAUAUUAUUGGCUUCUUUAUUGUCUUUACAAGCAUUUUUUCAGGCUUUCUUAAAAUCUCUAUGUAGUAAGAUGUAGAAAAGUAAUUUUUUUAAAGAAAAGGUAAAACAGUAUUAAGCUGUACAAAAAAUAGAGAUUGUUCCUUGCUACCCUUUCAUAUCAGAAGAACAAUCAAUCAACACAAAUAUCUAUUAGCUCUCUUCUAAGAUGUCCUGUUAUUUCAUUUCUAAAAGUGUACGUCAGACUUUUCCUCUUCCAUUCCUAGCCUUGGAGAACGAUGGCAAAAGUGGUCUUUCACUCCUUCCAAAUCCUAUUUCUUUAAAGUUUUAAGAUUUCCUAAAAUUAUCCUCUGCACUACGGUGGGGUAGAAAAAACAUUGUUCUCUGUAUAGUUACACAGAAUGUGGAUUGAAUAAGAAAUACCUCCAUCCACAACUAUUAAUAUAUUCCAGUUGGAUCCUUACUUAUCCACUUGAUCACCCCUUUUUCAAAUGAAAACAACCUCUGAAAGUUUUAGUUUCAGUUCAUAAGCUUUUCUAGGUGAAUGUUCCCUUUACAAUCUUCAUAGUACAUUCCUGUUGGUUUUGAAUUUUGGGUCAGUCCCAUUGGACUUUAAUUGUUACCACAAAACUUCUGAAAAAUAUGUCACUAGGGAUAUGUUAACAUCUAGAUCCAAAGUGCCCAGGAACAGCUGAUUGACACCCAAGGCUCAUGACUUUGGGUGUCCUUUCUGUAUUCACACCUUGCAACAGAUGGCCCAGGCAGCAAGCCUUGGUUCAAAAUUAAGAGUGCAAAAUUAUGAGAGUAUGGACAUUUAUGUUUACUUUUCUAAUUGAGGUACAUCUAAUUCAGCUGACUUUCUUUCCUUUGGUGGAUAACAUAUCACCUCUAAAUGAAAAUGUUCAAAAUCAAGUGGAUGAGGGUUGUGGAGGAGGUAUUAAUUUUGUCUCAUUUCUUCUAAUUGUGAAGACAUGAGAGAAGAAAUGAGAGAUGGUCACAUCAGUUACAAACCAUUUUCAAUGAGAACGAGCAAAUCUGUGUCACUGCAAAUUGAUAAAGUUUUUUUAGAGUAAGAAGAGAGGGAAAGCGUUACCUAUGCCACAGCUUGGGAUUUUAAAAUGAGAACUUCAAGAAUGAGAAUUAUCAAGUGCUGGCAUUCUCUCUUGUCAUCUGCCAUUUGCACGUACGUGGAGGCCACUACCACAUACUUUUUCUUUCUACUUGGAGUUUAAAAGUUAUGGUCUUCCAGCAGCGAUUUCUAAGUCUGGCUUUCCUUUACUCUGUGUAUACCCAUUUGUACGGGAAGGAGGGGACUAUCCUCUCAAUAUUAGUUACGCAGAUAACAAAACUAGAUUUUUGCAUGAAGGGUGAGCUUUGUCCCAUUAAGCCAAACAGGUGCCAUUUCCCAAAUUAAUUCCAAUUAGCUGCUGCAACAGAGUGCUGAUUCAGUGGUCCACAUUUUCUGACCAUGCCCUUUGCCUUUUCCUUUGACUGAAUGCUGAAACAUACAUAUUUCUGUAGAGAGUGUUCUCACUUGACUGGGAAUACCAGAUCAUUUAAAUGGCUGCAUACCCAUUCCACACUUGGCCUGCUAAUCCUUUGUAAGGUUCAGUAAUUCAUUUAGCAUAAAUACUAGUUUAAUGUGUUUCUUGAUUUAAUUUCUUUGUUGCCUUUUAUUUUUCCUAAUGCUUUUUUAAACACCUCAAUUCAUUUUGCAUGUUAUACAGUUUACAGUUUAUAUUUUUAGGCUAAGAAGUGGUUUUACAAACAGGAUGGUACCAAACAGGUAGAUUAUCCACACUAGAGACUGUACUUUUAGAAUGCAGUGUGUACAGAUACAAUUGCCUAAGGGAAAGUGAAACUAACAAAAUAAUCAGCUGGUGAACACUAUUUUAACAUAUCUUCUACAUAAAAGACAGUCAGUCAUUCGUGAUUCCAGAAAUCUUGCUUUUUUUGAACAUGUAUCCUUUCUUUUUCAUUCUCUGAAGAAAUACUCAUCUUGAGAAUUGUGAUGUUUUAAGAAGCUCAUUUCAUAUGUGCAUAUUUUCUGCUUUUCUAAGGAGAGAGAAAACAGGAGGUGAUAUCAAUUUUACAGUUCUAAAUAUUCUUGCAUUGGCAACUUUCCUUGAAUGAUAUAAAUAUCAAGGGAAGACUCUGUCCAAAUAUUAGCUUUAUUCUAGUAUAUGGUUUUCAUUAUUACUUUCAUUUUCCAUCUCCUCGUUGCCCAAGUAGACUUCCAGGGCUAAUGCAAGCAACGGUCUCACGUUUCAGUGGUUGUCAGCAUUUACAUUCAGCUCCUUUUUGCACUUCUUUUCUGUUUAGUACAGCUUUUGAGGAACAACAGUUGAAGUAGGUAACACUGUCACCACGAGAGGGAGAGCCUUGUACUAAGAUGAUGUUGCUCUGUGCUACUGUGCUGGGACAGAGAGGGAUUUUAAAGCUAUUUGCUGCAAGGUUAAAUAAGAGGGGAGUGUCCCACUUUGGGGAUGUUUGCACCAAAGACAGGGGUCCUCCCAGGAGAGGGAAAUGCUUGAACUCCAUACAAGGGACUUGCUCUUCACCUGUGCCACUUAGAGGAAAAGACUGAAUCUCCAGUAUCUGCUGCUUCUCUUUUUUUAUAUAUUAAUAACUUGUAAACAAUUUAUAGUUCCUAUUUAUUGGUGAAAUAAGUGUCACCACAUUUAAAACUAUGUCUUCACAAGUAUCUUCAACAAGCUUCAUUGUUUUUCGGGGUGUCCUGUUUCCUUUGUCCUUAUGCCAGGCUGUUGUGAAACUGAUAGGAGUCCUUUAAAUCUGUAAUUUAUUCCCAAUUUCAUAUGUUCUGAACAAUCAGUUCCCUAGAUCCUUGCUCCAAAGUUCAGGUUCAAAGAAAUUCUCACAAUGAGUUAAGUUGGAAAAUUGGUUUCCCAUUCUCACCACCUAUAAUGAGCUUUUGUUUGUCAAAUAUAAAAUAAAAAGGCAGGAUGUACUUCAUGACUUUGCUUGCCAGCAUCAGUGAGGUCCGUGCUUAGUCCUGAAAACUGCUUGGACUCUGUGGGCCAAAUUUUGCAGGCAGGACACACUUGCCCUUUUGUUGACUUGAGUCAAUUUUCUCUGACAGAGAAAGCAUAUGUAGUCCUACAGAAAGCUGUAGUCCUGAAAAAUAGUUUCAUAUAUGUUAUUUAAGAUGCCACAGGACUGUUUCCCAAAAUUCAGCUUGUUUCUGCCCAAAGUUUUUACUCCUUAUAAAACUGACUCAAGAUUUAAUUUCACUCCACCAGGCAGAUUUUGCCUGUGUUAAGGUCUAUGCGAUUACAUAGUCCCUCCUUCUUGCUGGGAGACUUAAUUCAAAAAAGUCCUACAGAGCAUGACAGUUGCUUCCCUUUAUACAAGACUUGGAACUUGCUUUUUUCAGAGAGUCCUAAAUAGCUUUGAGUCUUUCUUUGGAUUUGAUUGGUGAUUAUAUGUUUAUCUUAAGUAAUUAAAUAGUGAGCCACAACAGGUAGUGUAGAUACAUGAUUCAUAGCAAUCCCUUUUCCCUAAUUUACACCCUUGAUAUGUCACUUUUCUAUUGCCAGAACAGUGUAGAAAUAUUUGGGUAUUGGAUAUUUGGAGUUGAUUCCAGGUUUCUGACUGCUUUAGCCAGAAUUGCUCUGGUCACACCUUUUCUGUUAUGGUAGUCAUGUAUUGAUGUGGGUAAAAUAAAGUUGUUUCUUUAUAAUAUUUGAUUAUGUAACUGCAAAUUCAGACUAUACAUCAAACUUUUUAGUAGAGUUUUAAAAAGUGCUCCUGCAUUGGGUGUGCAGGAGAAUUAGAUAGCGUGAACAUCAUUUUAGCAAAAAGGCAGGAUCCCCUUGGAGUACAUUCAGCUAAACAGUCAAAAAAUUCAUUGGCGCUGAUUAUAGUGGCUAAAUUGAAGUGUGUAGACUUUACAGAACAGCUGGCAAGUGUUAUUCAUUUUGUGACUUGUAUGCUCGGGCAUGGGCUGCACCACUGUAGCCCUGCACCCAGGGACAGUGGGUUUAGGUGCUGUCCCUUUGCAGUGCCUAGUGAUUCCAUAAUGUGCUCUUUAUUUUUCAUUAUAGGCUCAUUGGUAAAGAUAAACAGCAAAAGUUCUUGCAGCCUGGCAUUUUUCUGGUUUAGAGGUAGAUAUUCAGGAUCCCUGCACCCCUGUUUAGAUUCUUUCUCUUAGGUUAUUUCCUUGUUUCUACGCGUGCGGAUGAAAGAGUGCACCUGCCUGGAGGGAAGGAUGCAGUAUCUUUGCAAGAGAAAGAAAAAUGAGGAAGUUGCUUCUUGGUUGUAAUUUGGUUUAUCUGUUGGUAUUUGCUUUUGUUUACAUUGUGGGGUAGGCUGCCAUCUUCAACAAAGGACUGGGAGUGAGGCAAGGGGCAGAAGGUAAGAGGGAGCAUGUGCCUGAGCCCAGAUGAAGCAGCUUGCAGUAUUCCUUUAUAUACUGAGCAAUUACAAUGGGAUUAGUAUAGCAGCAGCAGCAUUGCCCUGAUGUAUUCCAUUUUCCAUACAUUUCCCUUUCUUUCUCCUCCUUCCCUGUUACAACAUCUUACCCUGUUUUAGUGGUUCUCCACACUCCUUUCCAGUAGUUGCAAGGAUUUGAUGGAGGCUCUUGUGGCUGUCCAAAUUGAAGUUGUAACCUCCAAACUGAUGAAUACCCCAAAGUCUUUGCUGUGUUUUCCCAAGUGAUAUCUUAAUGAGUGGCAAGCCCUGGCAGAUAUUUUAUUUUGUUAAAAUAGGUAGCCUAGGGGACGUAUGAUUUGACUGGGAUUCAGUAAGUUGCUUGCCUUUGUAAUUAGUGAGCUUUAUUUUGUUUUCCUUUUAAGUUUUCAUUUUGAGGUACCUAAGAAUUUAUAUGCCUGUCAUUAAAAUUCCUGCUUUUCCCACCAUAGCCCUAGAUCAGCUGUGGAAAAAAAAAAAAAAUAUAUAUAUAUCCCCAAGUAUUUGCAGGAUGGAGUAAGGAGUUGUUCAUGCACAUGUGUGCCUAUGUGAGCAGGAGAAAACUGAAGUUAGUGUUGAUCUGUCCAAGUGUUUUAGGGUGGCCAUUGAGAGCUGCCACUUAGAAAAGUUGAUUGCACUACAGAACCUUAGCUUGGGCACUGUUAAAAUAGGGACUGUAUAUUUGGAACAGGGAAGCUUUUUAGUUUUUUUAUCCACACACAUGCCCUUUGCAAGGUGUACCCUUGCAAAGUUUGCAUUAGACAACUCUGUGUAAAACCACUACUGACCUUUUUUUGCUGUAUCCAUUUAGUUCUCUCUCUUUUCUGCAGCCCCCAAACCAUGGCUUGUCUCCUUUCUGAUUUCUGUCAUGUUACUGUUUUUGAUAAAAGUCCUAUCUGUUAAUGAGUUCUCCACAUUGACCGGGAGGAGAGAAAAUGAGGCAUUUGCAAGUGUGGCUGGGAGACUGCAAAUCCCCCUUUGUUUAGGGGCAUUCAUAUACUUUUACUGAGAAGCUGAUUUCUUGGGGGCUGGGUUGGGGGGGAGGGAGUUUGUGCUUUUUUGGUCUGGAUAAGGCUUUUUAUUUUUGCACUAAGUAUGACUGCACUGCACUGCAUUGCACUACUGAAAUGUAUUUACAUGUGGUGGGAUUGGAAGGGGCCAAUUAAGCAGGAAGGGAGAAGAGAAAGGGAUAGGCAUAAAAAACAGGAUGUACCAUAAACCUGACCAAGGUUGAAAGAGAGGUGAGGUUACCUUAAUUUUAAGCAACUAGUCAGACACUGAGACAUCUGUAUUGGAUACCUUCUGUUAAAAUAAAUAAAUAAAGCACUGUAGUAGAAACUGAAGAGGCAUCACAAGUUUCUUGGUGCUACAGAUCUUUUCUCCCCUUUUUAGAGAGUAGUCUUCGGGCCUGUGAGAAAGUUAAGAGAACUGCUCAUUGUGUAAACUAGCGUAAGGUUUCACCAUAAAGACACAAAUUCCAAUUUGACAAGUUCCAAUGUCAAAACUUGCAUUGUUGGAUAGACUCUCUUCCAGAGGUUUGACAUUGAUUAGCAUCCCUUCAGUAAAAGCAGGAUCUCUCAGCUCAAGAAGUGAAGUCACAGAGCAGACUUUACCAAAGGGGAAAGUCACUGAAAUAAAGCACGUCUUUCUGAGGCUGUUAUGGGAACAGUGCAAUAAACAGUCAUUCUGAACACUCAAUUACAGGUGUUCCAGUCAAGCCUUCGGGACAGAGGAAGCAGGAGGGACAUUUGGUCAAAAAAAAAGGUGGUGUGGAAUUCAGUACAUACAGAAAUAUUCCUGCUUAGACAAAGGUGCUGUCUAACAUUUUAAGUUCUUCUUUCUGAUUUCUCUCCUUAAACAGAUAGUCUAGCAUUGUGAAGGCUUUCAGUUGGAACCAAAUAGAAUCCUAAGUUGGGAAGUAUUUUUACAGUCAAGAUGCAUGUGGGCCUAUGCCUUGGUCAUUAAUUUUAACAAGCAAUUGUUAACAAGCAUACUAUGAGAAAAACGAAAGCAGUAGCAAUGUGCAGCAAGAUCUAUCUCGGCUGUAGCUCUUUGCGAUCUAUGAGCUCUCAAAAGUUUGUGUUGAAUCUCUUCAGUAAGACUAUAAUUGCAGCUUUAGCCAGGUAAAACAGGAUAUUGAAAAAUGUUCUGUAGAGGAACUGGGAGAAGAAUGUAAAACAUGAGUUCAUCUGCUUUGGUCCUGUAGUGGAGAGAUUGCCUGUCUGAUGUAUCACAGGGUUUCAUGGACAGAGAAGAGGAUUGCUAAGAAAAGAAUUACUAACAAAAGGCUAGAGUAAUUGGAGGACUAGAAAUCUAUUCAUGCCCUGAACUUCGGCUUAGAUUUGAAACUAAGGUUAUUUUGGCUUCAUUAGUACCAAGACAUGGGUAGUACAGACCUUUCAGAGAGUGAACAAUGCAAAGCAGAUGCUACUGCUCAGUCUCUUGGGCUGCCUCGUUUGACAAAAGUGUCAAGAACUAAAGAGUGGUAUGCAAGAGGCAGGUGUUGGGUGGGAAGGAACAAGUCUGGAACCAGGAGAGACUUUGGAGUUAAGGAUAUGUUGUUCUGGUGAGCUUUGAGAUUUCCAUUCUUAGAAUCCAGCCGUCCUGGCUCGAAUGGACUGGAAGAGAAGAACUGGAGAUAUGCCCUGAUGUACUGUUAGAUUAACUACUGAAUGACUCUUCCCUUGAAAGCAAGCGGGACAGUGGAACAUGCAGCCUGUUUCUUUGCCAUCUGCAGGAACCCUCUAAGAUGAAAAGGACACUGGAAGGUCAACUUCCAGUAAUAAGUCAGUGGAUGCCCAACAAAAACACAGUUUAUUUGAGAGCCAGCAUAUACAGAGGCAGAACACCUUUGUUUUGUAAAGUGGCAUUUGUCCAUAAGAGUAGUGACAGUUACAGAGCUGUUAUAUGGAAGAAAAUGAAAUCUGUCUGCUGAAGUUAAUUCAUAUAAUGAGCCAAUACUCCUUGCUUUUGCUGAGGUGAGUUUUUGUUUCCUUGUUUAAGGCAGCUGCAUAUAUUGCUACUGUCAGAGUGGAUUAGCAUUGUUAAAGACGAGUAGUGGACUGCUCCAAAAAAAAAAAAAAGUGAAGCUGAGGGUUUACUGAGUCUGCUGUGUCCAGAGUGCCUUUCCUGCUGUGGUAAAAUAAAGAACUUCUGUAGGUUGAGCUGUUCUGGCUGACUGAUUGCUGCAUAUUCCUCCCUUGUGGUGUGACCUGAUGGCAACCAUAUUUGGACAAGGAGAGGAACGCUGCAUGUUUGCAAUGCUGUGAUAAGAUGCCAUUUGCACUAGUUUUUUAAAAGUACUGCAACCUGAAGAAGUGGGCUUUGAGCCAUGCUCCAAAUCUGGGUUUGAAUUCAACCUGUUUAAACCUGAUUCCAGCAGACUCAGUUUCAACAGAAGUGUCUAAUCCGUGUAAACAAGAACAAACCAUUUUUUAAAAGCCAAAUUCUAGCUUAUGUUCCCACUUGGUUACAGCGCUCACUCACACCAGUUCCUGGGCAUAAGUGUGAUUGUAUAAUUUUAAUGGCUUUUAAGUAAGUUGUUCCUUUUUACAUGGUCAGUUUGAAACUAGUUUAACUGGAACUACAUUUAAAUAUAGCACAAACUCUUUUCGUUUUUUUCAGCAUGGUACUAUAGCCCCAUGUAGACAGUGCUUGACUGAGAAACCAAGGAUUACUUGAGGUUUAUUUUAAGAAGCCAAAACAUAUGUUGCUGACUAGAGAUGCCGCAUAACUUAAUGCCCUAUUUUUCUCCAGAUGGAGAAACACUAACUUCCAUAAUUCUCCAUUUGUCAUCCUGCUUCAUUGUUGCACCUUUUCUCACAAACAAAAAUCCCUUUGGCCAGUGGGCUAGAUCCAAAACAGAAUUCCCCGAACUGUUUGAUCAUUUUGUUUCUGUAUGUUCCUUUCCUCAACAUUGACAAGCACUACUGAGGAUCAGCUUGAGUUUUUGCUGGGACUGUGUCAUAGUUAUGGCUCAAGAAAAUGCUAGUGAUAUUUUCAGCAUUAUAGUAAUUUCACUGCUUACCCUUGAGGAAAAUGUUACAUUUCAGAAGUUCCACUAUAAAAAGAAAAUGCCAGGAUUCACUGUGGAGCUUCAAUCACAUUGCUGUAGCCAAGUUGGUAGGGAAUGCAUUUCUAGUGGCUGGUGAUGCUGACAUUUACAAAGGCAAUUCAGAAGCAGCAGAGAAUGUAUGCUUUCUCAUCCCUGCUGAACUAAGAGAAUUUAUACUAAUGGAACGAUCCCAGGGUAACCUGUCGGAGUUCAUCACUUUUCCCCUAAUGGAGGAGGCUAACCAACUGUCCCAUCACCUUAGACAGCCUGAGUUCAAAACUGCUCCCCAAUGACCUGCCAGCCAGGUGCCCUCUCUCACUGAUAUCCCACUGGCUGAGGAUUUGUCACAAUCAGCCAAGGUGACCAAGAGAUACACUUGGCCUCACCUAGGAGCCUUUUACCUUUUCUUUUCCUUUUGGUUUUCUAUCAAACCAGGUGUGCAUUUAGUGGUGAAGUAGAUGCCAGAUUAGCUGUUGUGCCAGGUGACAGGAAUGGCAAAGCCACAUGGCAAAUGUGCUCCUGUUGUCCUCAUAGACAUUGGUAAAGGUGAAAGACCAGGCUCUGGUUGGUGGUCUAGUUGUAAACCUACAUCUUCUGCUGCUUGCCCCUCCAAACUUGUUUUGGUCAGCUAUGUUGUUGCCCUCAAAUAUGCUUUGUGUGUGAAAAACUGAAUGCGGUUGUUCUGUUGUCUGUCUUCUUUCUUCUGCAUAAUGGAUGUGGCACCAACUUACUCUCACAACAAGUUUGAGUUUUGUUUUGCUAUUGUUAUUAACAUGUAAUUCUACUGUAGACCAAAAAAUAAGAAAAGGAAAAGAAAUCAGUUUCAAGACAUAAAAGACCAGUGAGUGAAAGGUGAAAAAUUUAGGAAGUGAAGGUGUGAGAGAAGCAGUGGUUAACUGUGUUAAGUUAGAAAUCUCAGAAUAGCCUUACGUAUUUCUUAACCAAUGCUUACCAAUCAUCUAGUAGUGGGGUUAGAUAGCUUUCUUGGCUUAUUCAUACCUGUAUCCUAAUAUAUAUAUAAAAAUAAGUUUUUAAAUUUUUGUUUCUUUGGUAUUGCUGUUGCACAUCAUGUUGUCUUUUAUAAUGCCUGAUUUUUAUUGUAUUGUACUUUAUCAGUCUGUUUUGGUUUUGUUUCCUUUUGAAGGAUGGGAAAAGUAAUGUUUCCUUUUUGUUUUGAAUUUAUGAGAAAAAAAUGCACUGGAAGUAAACACAAACACAUUUUGCCAUUUGAAAAAAGGAAAACACACAGCCAUGCAGUGGAAAAGGCUAAGAAAAAGCUCUCCUCUUCCUUCUUGUGCUGGAAGCAUCCUUUAAAACUUUGCUAGAAAAAAAAAAAAACAAACUCAAACAGAAGAAGAGAGAAGCCUUUUUGAUCCUAACUCUGCCAUCUGGAAUAUUCUAGCACAGUGUUCUGCAGGGUUGGGCUCCUACAUGGCCAACAGACAUAAAAUCCAGAACCACAUGGGGCAAAUUCAUCCCUGGUGCAAGCAGGUGUUUUUGCAAUGAAGUCAAAAGAGGUACACAGAGGAUGGAUUUAGCCACAUGCGUGCAAGAUACAGCUGCCUUCCCCAUAGCAUCCAAUUCCCCACUGCUAGAGUUUAUUGCUGUCAAAACAGUUGGUAUUUUGGCUGUGUUAAUUGCAUAAUAUCCCUUGAACAUUUUUCAAGGUAGGCAAAACACUUUCCCACUGAAUAAAUCUGUAUGCACCUUGGUGUGACACUUUUUGCCUACCAGUUUUCAGCUGUCACCCACUCCCAGCCGUGAACUGAUGCGAUCUAUCUCUGGCUUGCCUUUGCCAGAAAAAUGGACUUGACUAUUAAGCAUAGUAAAACUUCUGCAUAUUUAACUACUAAGAAAUGGCCCUUGCACUUUUAAGGCAUAUGGAAACAUCCUCUCUGUCUUUCAAAAUGGAAAGAGUUCUUUGCAAGUGAAAUGCCACGUGCAUGCGCACACCCACGUGCGGUCCCUGGGCUCCUGACACCAAAUUCUUCCCAGAUCUUUCUAUGCCCAGCAGUGUCCUGUCUCCAUAGUGCCUGGUCAUUUGAGUACAGUGGGGCAGAGACUCAUGUUGAGAUGAAUUCAAAAAGCAUACAUUUUAAAAGACAGAUGAUUUUCCUGUUAUGCCAGCAUCUUCAAAUCCCCAUAUCAGCUAAUGGGUUUCCCUAACCUGAUGACUUUCAAUCAGUUGUUGAAACAUUGGCUUUCUGUGUUUUGUUUUCUGAGGAGGGAAUGUGGGGUGGGGAGAAUAAUGAGGUGUUGUUUGUAACGUCACAGUCCUGACAGUUGGUUUUUAUCUUCCAUAUUUUAUGCAAAAACAGACAUUAUAAGUCAAUAAAUAAUUGUGCCCUAGGUUGAAAGUUAAGCAUUCAGGAAAGGAAAAAAAUAGUUGGCAUUUUUCUACAUUUUUGUGAAGACUCUUUUGGAAAGGAAGGGUACAUAUUUUUGUUGUGUAGUAUUUUCUAUUUUUGAAUGCAUUUUCUUGGUACAAGACUGUUUUGUGGAUUUUUUUUCUUUUUGGUGAACACAUUAUUUAAAAAAAAAAAAAAAGAAAAGAAAGAAAAAACUAAUUGAAAAGUUUGCCCUUAAGGAUAUGCUGCAGUUUUGAGGUUUAACAUGAAAAAAAAACAUUCAAGGCGCGUGUUAAAAGUUGGGGAAUUGUAUUGUUGGGAGUUUUUUUGUAAUUGUUACAAGAAGAAGUUUGUAGCCACUGCUGUUUAUUUUGUUUCAGAUGAGUAAGUAAAGGGAUUGUUCUUGUGUUAUUCUUUUUUAAAAAAAAAAAGUUAUUUAUGAAAUGUCACAAACACUGGACUGUGAGUUUGUAGGGAAGCAUUUUACCACCCUGUGUCUUCAUAGAGCUGUUGGUGAUCCUACUUCUCAUUACUCUGCCUUAUGAUCUCCUGAGCAAAUUUGGUGGGGGUGGCAGGAGGGAGAGAGAGAAACUGAAUGCAUUUUUGACUUAGAGAGUUGGGGAAAAUUUAGGAAACUGUGUUUUGGAAUUCUAAAGCUGGACCAUCAGAUCUACUCCUCCCAUCAACCACAGGAAUGAGAAAGGCUUGCAGUCACUGGAGGAGACAGGAAACUUACGGUACCUGGACAUGGCAGUGUGCAAGGGGAAGGUGACUGAGACAUGAUGCUCAUAAUGACCUUUGUAAAUGACAUCUGUUUCUCAGUCAACAACUCCCUUGAUUUGCCCUCAUCCUGACAGUGGCUUUUGUGAACAACUCACCAACCCCACUGAAACUAUGAGGUUGCUUUGCAUUCUCCAUCAAGCCUUCUUGGGCACCUCAGCAGUGGGAGUGACCAGCAGGGAGCACUGCUCUGUUUGAUCACUGGUCUGGAUUUGAGGAGGAGUAGAGGCUGAGGGUGACCAAAGAGGUGUGCCAUGUUCUUAAUGUUUGAAAAACAGGCUUGAGAGACUAAAGCAGUGCUCCAGGUGUUCAUGGGACUGGAGAAAAGGGAAAGAGGAGGACACCAACAGCCAUAACAGAAACUGGAGAUAUGUAACUGGGCUACAUUUGAGACCAACCAGACUCUUUUCCUUCCUGGACAAUAAUGCAGCCAAAUCUUGAGACUGUCAAGCAGACAGAAAGCUGAAUGUGGCCUUCAUUUCUCCUGCCUUUCCUUUUUAUUCUCCCACUUCCUUUGCCCUGAGAUUUCUUCUCAGUGAGCACCCGCUCCACUGAGCACUUUUUUGUCCUCCACCUAAACUGCCCUUGCUUUCAAAAUGUGGGUUCAGUCAGGACUGAGUAAAAUCAUGUGCCUUCUUUUUCCCCUUUUGUAAUUAUACCAGCCUCCUCCCCUUCCCCAGCUUACAUAUGUGAGAGACAACAGGAGGAGGCUCUUUAGAAGUGCUACUUGUCUAUAGGUGUCCAACAAAACAGUAAGGUGGUGGUGAGAGGAAGGGGAGCUGGGAGAUACUGUGAGCUCCUUUCCCUUUCCACAUGUAGCACGUCUUCCCAAGGAGACACCCUCCACCACCACCUCCUCAGAUGCUCCUCUCUCCUAUAGUGCAGCUGUAGCGAGCAUGUGGUGGCUCUUCUCUCCAAUUUCAAUUCUAGCUUUGUGAAGCACUCAAUUUUAAUUCAUGUUAUUUUCAAGCACUCACAUUGAAAAGACAAAUGCAGUUUGUGGCCUUAUCAAGAUGACUUAAACCACUAAAAGAAAAAAAAGGCAACUCAUUUCCCUCCCACGGUUUGUGUCACUUCUAAAAACCCAGUCCGCAGCAGUUUAGACUCCUUUAAUCUCAGUCCAUUUUGAUGAUGGUGGCUAAAGUGACUAGUCUCGAACUUAAAUGCUGGACCGUCUGGUCUCACAUUUUCUUUGCUAUUACCCCUCCUGUCUGCUUGCUUUUCUCAUUUUCAGCUAUACUCUGCUUAAUGAGGCAGCCUAGCCUUUGGUGAAAGGUGAGAAGAGCCAGUGGGAUCCUGGCAAAGGGAAGGUAGUUCAUGGACAUUUUAGCAAGAGAAGGAUAUAUUAGCUGCCAUAGCUAAUGCACCUUAUGAUGGGCUGACUGCAGUGUUUUUAGGGCAAAUGAACUACCCAGUUACUGGAACAUUGCUUGUUCACAGGUCAGAACCAUGGAGAGGAAAGAGCAUGUUGGCACAAUGGAAAAGUGGCUCGCAGUCCACAGCUGCUCAUGAGUAAAGACAGAGAUCCAAAUGCCACUGCACAGUCAGUGUCCCUGACGCCACAGAGGAGCCAAAUUUGCUGGAGAAGCUUUUCUGAUUGUAAGAAUCAGCGCAAAGCAGCCCCUGAGAAGUGUCUGUCUGUCUGGCAGGCAAGACCAAGGGUGGGCACCCACCUGUGCCAUUUCCCUGCAGAGCAGGAUGGUCCAUGCAGGCUUUCCUGGAGCUUGCCCUUCCAGAAAUCCACCUCUAAAACCUGUAGCAUCUGGGUGGUGGAAUGAAAAACCCCUCAACUGCUUCCAUAAAUGAUCCAGUAAAUGUAGAUGUUCUGGAUGAUGUAUUGAAAGUUUAUAUUUUAGGCUGGGCUCUAAAGCCUGGGAGGAGCAGCAUGGGAAUGGUGUCGUUAUUCCCCCUCUCCCAAUUAACAAGUCUGCAUGUGUGCACAUACAUAAAAGAGAAAGGGUACAUUCCUACCCAUCUUUGGUGCUGAUGGACUUAAAACAUUUGUCCAAAGCCUACAUUUGACACAUUUGGAGAACAUAUGAAUAGAGUCUUAUCACAUGCAAUAUUUCCCCCAGAAAAGGGAUGGGGGCGAGGAGAGCAGUGUGGGCAGUUGGGAUUGGUAGAGUUGGAUUAUUUUGCAUCUUUUGUAAAACUAUAAUUUUAAUAGUGCCUUAUUCCUAAUAGAUGCUGGCACUUGGGACACACACAGACGAUAAAAAACAGAACUAGGGAGAGUCAGAUGGGUACAGCCAUAAGACAGAGGUCGUUAAUCAUCAUAAAGGAAGCUGUAUUGGGAAUGACACAGCUGUGUCAGAAUUGGAAACAACCUCUAAAGCAAUUUCCCUUCCACCACCUCCUGCCUUCCCUCCUUGCCAAUGGUGCUGCCCAAGAAUAGCUGCCUACACCAAGGCCUGUCACUGCCCCAUUUGCUUUUGGCGUUGUCAAGUCCAAGGAGUUUAGCAUGGUCAUGCUUUCCACUGCAAUCAUGUUUUCCAUGGGGCAUGUGAAUGCCAGUUAUUUUGCUUUAAAUGCACUUUAAAAAAAAAAAAAAGAAAAAAGAAAUAAAAUCAAAGCUCCAGACUGUUUCAAAUACAUAGGGGAAGACAGUGCAUAUGUGUUUGAACCCAGUUGACUUUAUCUCCAGUUCCAAUGUACUCCAUGCAGUGUGUAUGUAUAGAACAAAGUGUAUGCAUACAAACACACGUCAACCUUAAAUAUCAGCAGACUAAUCUUUCUCCUUAAGCUCAUGAAACCAGAUACUACACAAACACAGCAGCAGCAGAGGAAUUAUGGUUGGGCUCUUGAAACAGAUCACAAAAAAUAAAAACAACUACUUGGUCCUUUCUGUACGUUCAAUAAUUACAGAAGGAAUUGGGUUGUAACCAGAAUAAAAAGGAACGGUGCUAAAUGAAUGAAUGGGCAAAAAAAAAAAAAAAGAAAAACAAAGCCUCAGCCCAAUAACACAGUUAGACUUUUAUGCUAAUUCACACAUUGGGUUGGUUUGUUACUUUUUUUUGGUUUAUAUGAAAAUAAAAUUGCAUCUAAACUAAACUACCACAAAGAUAACAAAAAAAAAAAAAACACCAACAAAGCAAGCAAACAAAAAUGCAUCCUGCCCUGGAGAAGUGCUUAUUUAUGGAGGAUGUUAGAAAUCUCAAAACUCUCGGCCUUGCUCUCACAUACCACAUGCUCAAUCAGCCCUUUUUUUAAAAUGUCUGAAACUGACAAAAAAAAAAAAAGGAAAAAAAAAAAAGGAAAAAAAAAACUUUUUGAAGCACCUUAUGUGGCUUCCCAUUCCAGGAGUGGGAGCUGCCUUUUUUUCUUUGAGCACCUUACUGAUGUGUUAAUGCUAUCUGCUGUCUUUUUGUUCCCCGUGGGCCGAGUGGCUGCUGUGAGCACGGGCAGGGCGUGCGGGGGCCAGGGGUGCUGGGAACCCGGCGCAUCCAUCCGCGUUCCCAUUGCUCGUGCUACUGGCUGGGACCCAGGCACAAAUUCCUCCUUGGUCUGUGCUCUGUGGCGAGGAUGGGAGCUAAAUGGUGGAGGGGAGAGCACACGCUCUUGUGUGCGGAUGUAAAAAGUAAAAAUUGGACAUUUUCUUCUUGGGGCCAAAGGAAUUCCCAGCAGACAACAGAUGCCGAGUGAGUGGGAAACUGCAGCCAGGCCUGAAUCCUUAAGUCUUUGUGCAGGCAACCAGUGAGGAUGACCUCGGGCAUUGUCCUGCCAAGGUGGAGACUUCAGGAUUUGGUCCCCGCGCAGGACAUGACUCUCUGCCCGUGUGAGGAGACAGCCACCCACCCGCACAGCCCUGCACACACCGCUGUGCGCACACACACACACACACACACACCCCGCAGCUGUACAGGCAUCUCUCCAGAAACACGGUUUGUGACGAUGUAAAGAGCAGGUCGAAAGUUUUGAGGGGUUAAGUUCCUUUUUUUUCUCUCAUUAUACUCUGUAAAUGGUAUGUCAGUUAUCAAAAACAAGCAAAUAGAAAAUUG